AUGGCCGAGAAACCAGAUGUCGUCGUCUCUAUAGAUCUGGGCACAACCUUCACAGGUGGUCACCCUUUCCUCUCCAGGCUCAAUGAUGUUAUCAACGACUGGCCCGGCAGCGGUGAUCGAGGCGAGCGCAAGGUCCCAACGACGCUGGUAUACAAUGCCGACGACACGCUCUCAUCAUGGGGCUUCAUGUGCACCGACGACAAUGAGACCUUGCCUGGCAAAACGCGCCGCGAGUUCUUCAAGAUCUUCAUUGACGGCGCCACCAUCGCCGCUGCCCAGCGGCAGGGCCUGCUCAAUGCCCCAAAGAGCACGGCAGAUGCCCAGAGGUAUGCGACUGACUACCUGCGAGAAGUGUACAGCCACAUCAAGGAGACGAUCGAGAUGCAGAUUGGCCGACGGCACUUUGGUGGUGGUUGGGCAAACAUGGCCGUCUCGUUUCUGUUCAGCGUGCCCACAACGUGGACGCGCAUGGAAAUCAUCAACAUUUUCAAGGCCAUCAUACGGGACGCCGGCUUUGGGAUCGAAGGCCCGAAGCACACGGCACAGGUUGACCUGACGGAGGCCGAAGCCGCUGCGGUUGCCACAUUGAAGACGAGCGCCAUCCAGUUCAACGCUGGCAGCUUGUUCCUGACGGUUGACGCCGGGGGCGGCACCACGGACCUUUCCUUGAUGCGCGUCACGUCAACAGACAUGGCGUGUCCACGAAUGUCGCAGGUGUCGGCCGUCAAGGGCGUCGGCAUCGGCUCAACCCUCAUCGACCGGGCGUUUAUCCGCCUCGUCUCUCAGAGGCUCGCAGCGUGGCCCGACGUGCAAAGCCAGCUUCCUACCAAUCUUGCCACUCGCAUGGCACAAAGCCAUCACUUUCGCAUCGUCAAGCACAAGUUUGGCGAAAAGGUAUAUAUGCAGCCCAAGUUCAAAAUACAGGUGGAGGGCGUCUCGCACGACUUCAGUCACCCGGGCAUCGGCAUCGAGAAUGGGCGGAUGGUAUUCACAAUGAAAGAGAUACAAUGCCUUUUUGACGCCCAGUUCGAAGGCGUUAUGAAGAGGGUCACGGAGCAGCUGGACUGGCUGUUAGAGAACGGCUCAUCCGAGCAAGUUAACUUCAUCAUCCUGUCCGGUGGUCUGGGAAGCUCGGCAUACAUCCGCGAGAGGAUGCAGAGACAGCUCAUGGCCGUUCCACAUCCGAACGCGACACACGCGGCAGUGGUGCCCUGCCAGGACCCCCAGCUGGUCGUUGUCAGGGGUCUUCUCCUCGACCACCAGCAAAGAAUGGAGACGGGCAAUCUGUCGGUUCUCGCAACACGCGUCGCUCGAGCGAGCUACGGAGUCGUGGUCAAGGAGGCCUACUCGCCGGCGCAGCACUUCAACGAGGAUGUCAUUGGAGAUCCUUUCGACUCCAAGAAGCCAUGGGCAAUCAACCAGAUUCAGUGGCUCAUACGAAAGGGUGAUCACAUUGACCCAAACCGGCCACUCUUCAAAUCUUUCGAGUUCCACCUUUCAGAAAAGGAUACUACGAGGUGCUGGGACGCAGAAAUCGUCAUCUCCCUUAACGAGGCAUCGGCCCUGCCCAGCAGCCUGAAGCAAGCCGGCGUCACGAAGCUCUGCCAUGUGAGAAGCAACCUCAACGGCGUCCAGCAACACCAACUCAUCCUCAAACGGAAGAAGGGUGCCUUUUUCAGAAAGGGUUCCAAGUUCUACAUCUGCGCGUUCGACAUCCGCGUGAUCGUGGCACCAGCCGACCUCAGAUUUGAGUUGUGGUUCGACGGGCAAAGGUUCUCUGGCAACCACGAGCCCGUGGGAAUUAAAUGGGAUGCUGCUGGGGCUCAGGUGGGGUCCGAGUGA
This is a messenger RNA of Purpureocillium lilacinum, 1842 nucleotides long. The record is from RefSeq and is a predicted model, not a curated record. NCBI's taxonomy places the organism in Eukaryota, Fungi, Ascomycota, Sordariomycetes, Hypocreales, Ophiocordycipitaceae.